GAGGCAUCUUUCCAAAGUUGAAGAAUAUCAACUUGACAAGCAUGAAAAGAUUGAGACAAAUAUGGCAUCCCAAGUUUCCUUUACGUUCCUUUGGCAAACUGCAUGCAUUAAUCAUAGACGAGUGUAAUCAACUUGUAAAUAUUUUCCCUUCAUAUAUGGUCGGAGGUUUUUUAAGUCUAUGCGACUUAAAGGUUACUAAUUGCAAGUCAAUGGAAGAGAUAUUUGACUUCAAAGAUGUUGGAAAACGUCGUGCUAGGGAGAUCACCAGUUUGCAAAAUGUUCAUGUAGAAGCACUGCCAAAAUUGAAGCGCGUAUGGAAUAAAGACCCAGAAGGGAUUCUUAGAUUCACAUAUUUGAAAAAGUUAUGGGUUCAAGACUGUGUCAACUUAAAACACAUAUUUCCAAUUUCUAUAGCCAAAGAUCUUAAAAAUCUUGAAUACCUUGAAGUCUGGAAUUGUGGUCAGAUGAAGGAAAUCGUUUUCAGGGGGGAAACUAUCAACGUGAGUAGCGUUUUGUUUGAGUUACCUAAACUAAGCACUGCCAGGUUCUCGAAACUGCCAAACCUUGAGAGUUUCUUUGGGGGAGCACAUGAAUUACAUUGUUCAACACUCGAUAAUUUAUAUGUGGAACAUUGUCACAAACUCAAGCUUUUCAUUGCAAACCCAGAAAUAAGGCCCGUCUUCUUGCCUGAAGAGGUAAUUUGGAAUUUGAAGACCAUCCAAAUAGAGGCAAGUGAUGAAAAUUCUUUGAAGAGAUAUAGAAUGCACAAAUUAGAAGAGUGUCAACUAUCUAGAUUACUGGAUAUUGAGAUUCUAUAUUUUCUCCUUCAUAGAAAUCCUAAUCUGAAAAGCCUAUUGUUGAGUAAUUGUUUAAUUAAGCAGUUAGUGCCUCCGAGAUGCUUUAUUAAUGAAAAAUUGGGGGUUGUUCCAAUGCUCAAAAGCUUGAUGCUAAUGAACUUACCUUCACUUAAGAUGAUAGGCUUUGAAGAAGAUGCAAUACUGUUUCAAAGGUUAGAGUGCUUGAUUUUAAAGGAAUGUCCAUGUCUAAACAUUAUAGCGCCUUCCUCAGUAUCUUUCACUUGCUUGACAAAUCUGGAAGUGAGUAAUUGUAAUAAAUUAAUCUACUUAAUGACACCAUCAACUGCAAAAAGCUUGGUUCAACUCACCACCAUGAAGGUAAUUCAAUGUGACUCGAUGGUAACCAUUGUAUCAGAGCCAGAAAAUGAAGAACAGAUGCAAUGGAUUAUUUUCAGACAACUGAAGGAAAUAGAACUCGAUUCUCUGCCUGAACUCGAAAGUUUUUGUAGCUCCAACUGUUGUGUCUUCGAGUUUCCAUUGUUGGAGAAAUUUGUAGUGAGCGCAUGUAGCAAUAUGAAAAGCUUCACAUUCUCUAAUCAAGUCAACGAGACACCAAAUUUACGACAAGUGUUUCACUGUGUUAGUGCUAUUGAGAACGAAGACUAG
Messenger RNA from Cajanus cajan (pigeon pea), 1463 nucleotides. Lineage: Eukaryota; Viridiplantae; Streptophyta; Magnoliopsida; Fabales; Fabaceae. The record is from RefSeq and is a predicted model, not a curated record.